This is a messenger RNA of Triplophysa dalaica, 2607 nucleotides long. It is a transcript of the gene treh, whose product is annotated as trehalase (brush-border membrane glycoprotein). The record is from RefSeq and is a predicted model, not a curated record. Gene Ontology annotation, biological process: trehalose catabolic process. The transcript has 15 exons. The coding region runs from base 110 to 1846 and encodes 578 amino acids. Gene Ontology annotation, molecular function: alpha,alpha-trehalase activity. NCBI's taxonomy places the organism in Eukaryota, Metazoa, Chordata, Actinopteri, Cypriniformes, Nemacheilidae.
ACAAGUGUUAUUAAACUGUCCUCUGACACUGUAAUCAUUGCUCACAAACGGAGCUUUAAACUCAAGUUAUAGGUAAAGAACCAUCAGAUCCAUCAGGUUUUAUCUGAAAAUGCACUGGCUAUAUGUGAAUAUCUUUUCAUCUAUUCUGCUUUUCUCAUAUGGAGAUGCACUCCCAGAACCUUGUGACAGUCAGAUCUACUGUACUGGACAAAUCCUCAAACAGAUACAGAUGGCUCGGCUCUUUGAUGAUGACAAGCACUUUGUAGAUAUGAAGUUGACAGCUCGUCCUGAGGUCGUUGUGGAAGCUUUUGAGAAUCUGACCUCUGGUUUCCCAAACAAGAUUGUCCCAUCUUCAGAACUACUAAAGUUCCUGAAUGUAUACUUUGAAGAGCCGGGAAAAGAGUUUGAGAUGUGGACUCCUCCGGACUGGCAUUCGAACCCAAAAUUCUUGUCCAAUAUUUCUGAUCCCAAAUAUCGUCGCUGGGCCGAAGAACUGCAUCGUUUGUGGAAGUCAUUAGGUCGAAAGAUCCGUGAUGAUGUCAGAGAACACCCCGAGCUGUACUCGCAGAUUUACACCCCACAUCCAGUUGUUGUGCCUGGAGGACGCUUCAGAGAACUUUACUACUGGGACUCGUAUUGGAUUAUAAAUGGUCUUCUCUUGUCAGAAAUGACUGAGACAGCUCGAGGAAUGAUUCUGAACUUCAUGUUCCUGGUGGAAAGGUACGGCUUUGUCCCCAACGGUGGCCGGAUUUAUUAUGAGAGGCGCAGUCAGCCUCCAUUUCUAUCCUUAAUGGUGGAAAGCUUCUUUGAGGUCACUGAAGAUCAAGACUUCCUUAGGAGGGUUUUGCCGGUGCUGGAGAAGGAGUACAGCUUCUGGAUGCAGAAUCGCUCUCAUGCUGUAGUGAAGAAUGGAGAGACACACAUUUUGACUAGAUAUGAUGUUCAGGUGGCAGGGCCCAGGCCUGAGUCCUACAGUGAUGAUGUUGAACUCGCAGAGGGUCUGUCAACAGAGGCUCAGCAGAAACUCUGGGUAGAACUAAAAGCAGGAGCGGAGUCAGGCUGGGAUUUCACUUCACGCUGGUACAUAGACAGUCUGAAUGCUAACAGUGGCACCCUGCGUGACACUCAGACCAGCUCCAUCCUGCCUGCUGACCUCAAUGCCAUCAUGUGCCGCAAUGAGCGACUGCUAGCCUCCUUCUAUAGGACCCUGGGUAAUGAGCAGAAGGCAGCAGAAUAUGAUCAGGCGCUUUCUGCCAGGAUUAAAGCGCUUGAAAGUUUACUGUGGGAUCCAGAGAGAAAAGCCUGGUUCGAUUUCAGCCUUGUGACCCAGUCCCCACACACAUCCUUCUACCCGUCCAACAUGGCACCUCUGUGGGCACGCUGUUACUCUAAACCUGAGAUGGGAGAACAGGCCAUGCAGUACCUUAAGGGAAGUGGUGGUCUGGAUUAUCCGAAUGGGGUCCCCACAUCUUUGAAGGCGAGUGGGCAGCAGUGGGACAUGCCUAAUGCUUGGCCUCCUCUUCAACACAUGAUAAUAGAAGGGCUCUCCGCACUCGACUCGGCCCACGCUAAAGAGCUCGCCUUUGAUUUGACCCAACGAUGGAUUCAGACCAACUGGCUGGCCUACGACAAAUAUGACGCCAUGUAUGAGAAGUACGAUGUCACCGGUGAUGGAAAGCCCGGAGGAGGUGGCGAAUAUGAAGUUCAGUUGGGAUUUGGAUGGACCAAUGGUGUUGCUCUUCAGCUGCUGAACCAGUAUGGUGAUAGGCUGAGCUCUGGAGGGCGUGUCCUGAGUCCGGGUGUUCUGAUUGGGCUUCUAGUUCCCACCUUGAAAACUCUGUUCUGAAAAGCUUGGCUUCUGUUCAGUUGUGUCAGAAGGCUAAAACCGCUGAAUCUAGGGUGACCAACCGUCUCUUUGCCUAUAUAUAUAUAUAUAUAUAUAUAUAUCUUAUAAUCUUAUAUAUAUAUAUAUAUAUAUAGUCUAAAUAAGGACCGUUAACGCAUAAGAUUCAUUUUUUGCAGAUUAUGGCAACAUCCAUUUAUUUUGUCAUCCAUUAUCUAGCGUUACAUAAUAUAAUCACACUCUUAUAUAAAGGAUUUUUACCAUUUAUGUGUGAUUUGAAACAAUUGCUCUUUUACACAAUUUCUAGCUGGGGGACGCGGCAAAAUGCAACGCGACAGCGGUCCUGUCUGGUGUACACAGUCUACGUCAGUGAUUCUCUGUCAGACAGCACAGCAACCGUAUUAAAUUCUCUUUCAUGCUUGAAUGAACAUAAACACACAAGAUUAUGUCAGAAAGCCUGUUUUGUCUUGCAUUUUCGUAAGCACAGUGUUUUGACGUGUUAAAUAAAAUCCUAAAUAAAUUCAAAGAGUUGUGAAAAUGUCAUUAAUGCUAAAUAAAAAAUUAAAUGCACUACAAAACAAGCUACAAAACCCUCUUUUUGUUGUUGUUCUUUGAUUAACAUUAAAGACUGUAAAGUGUUUGAUAAUAUAAUUCAAUUUUUUAAUAUCCUCCUGUUAGACAUGAGAGGUCCCAAUAAUGCUGAACUAAAAUGUUGAAAGGCCAUAAUUAAUCUUAAAAUAAAGAAAAAAUCUAUUUGAUGUAGA